Elaeis guineensis (African oil palm) is the source of this 1511-nucleotide messenger RNA. RefSeq lists its product as uncharacterized. The record is from RefSeq and is a predicted model, not a curated record. NCBI's taxonomy places the organism in Eukaryota, Viridiplantae, Streptophyta, Magnoliopsida, Arecales, Arecaceae.
ACUCCUCAGUCCUCGCUAUUAUUUUCCGUUCCUUUCGUUUUCUUCUUCUUCGCUAAUUUGCCUACUUCCAAUGUUUGCUCCGUGGUUUUGCCAGCUCCGAAGUUCUCGUUGAAAACCCUAACCCCUUUGUCUCCCAUCUUUAUCCAAUCUCUUUCCCUCUCUCUUUCUGGGGUGCUUGGAUUCUACUGGGGUGAGGUCGAGGUAUUGACGUGUUGUCCGGACCGGAUCUAAGGUCUUGAUCCGUUCGGUUUGACGCUUAGUGCCCUGAUCGAUCCUCUUCAGUCGAUGAAGAUGUUCUAUUUUUCCCGUUGAUUGUAGGAUUUUCUUUUAUUUAUUCGGGGUUUGGGAUUUGAGGUAUAAGUCGAGCUCCUUUUUAGGGUUUGAGGAAGAGCAUUUGGUUUUCUAAGGGUUUGAUGAGCUACAUUUCGAGUUUGUGUUCGUAUUUGAUGAUGUAAAAAGACUGGAUUUUUCUCUUAAUAUAGAUUUCAUUUACUUUAUCUGAAUGGAGGAAGACAGGUUUUGUGUAGUUUCGAAAUCCCCGAAAAUGACCUGAAUCGUUGGGCUUAUGCUUGUUAUGGAUACAAAGAGUUUAACAGAAAGAGAUGUUCUUCAGAUCGACCUAGAAAGCGGCAUAAGAUCGGUAAUAAAUGGAGAGGAAGCAUCCAGAGAUGGUGGCUCCAGCGUCCGAAAGGCUAAAAAAAUGCCGAAUAGAGAAAGGAAUGGUUAUGUUGGUAUUGAUGGAUCUAUUAGGGGCGAGGAAUUCGUGCACUCGGGUAGUAGUACAGUAGAGGGUUCUCUUGAGAGGUUUGGAGGGGAGGAAAAGGUGAGCCUUUUGGAGAGCAAGACAGGAGCAGAGAAGCCUAAGAAGCAGAGCUGUAAGAAGCCCCCCAAACUACCCAGGCCUCCCAAGUCUCCAUCACUAGAUGCUACUGAUCGGAAGCUGAUCAGGGAGAUAUCUGAGCUUGCUAUGUUGAAGAAGGCGAGGAUUGAACGCAUGAAAGCAUUGAAGAAGAUGAAGAAUGCCAAAUCAAAAUCUUCCAGCAGCAACUUGGGUGCCUUGAUUAUUACUGCCCUCUUUUGCCUCGUGAUCAUUUGGCAAGGAUUUUUUUCAAGAGGCAGUUCUAGUUUGAGCUUUCAGGGUUCUCCUGGAUCUUCAGUUGCAACGAGGACCGGACUGAUCUCAGUUCAGUUUUACAAUAAUGGCUCAGCAGAUGGGCUGCAUGGUUCUAGUUCCGCAUUUCCCAACAAUGCAGGAGCAUUAACCGGGCUGGACGACCAUGGGAAAACAAGCAGAGGUGCAGGAUGAGCACCACCUCUAAUCCUCUAGAAAGCCGAUCCCAAUAGAUGCAGAGAUUAGUGAUUGCAACUUGUUUCCUCACAAUCCUAUGCAUAUAAGAAGUGUUCUGUGCUUUUCAGGAGACAUUGCAUGUAGAUGACAAUAAGCUUAGUUUUGAAUUUUCUGAUCCUGCUUGGCUUUCUGACAUACUUUUGCAUUUAUAUCCGCUUCUCCU